AUGUCGACGGUGAUGGCGAGAGAGGAUCGUCUUCUUCGACAUGGUGGUGAGGCAAAAAUAAGAGGAGCUCCUCUACUUGUUGUGAGGAUAGCAGAGAUUGAGGGGAGGGGGAGGGCGGUGGUUGCCUCUGAGCCGCUGAGAGCAGGCCAAAUCGUCAUCAGGGACUCCCCAAUCCUCCUCUAUUCCGCUCUUCCUUUGACAAUUCUUCCACCUCCCCAUCAACCACAGCAACAACACUACCACAAUCUUUACUGCUCCAAUUGCUUCCGAAUCCUACAAAAGCCUUCGAUCCCCACGCUUGUUUCGUGCUCUUCCUGCUCCUCUGCCCUCUUCUGUGGAUCUAAUUGCCGCUCCGUCGCUCUCUCUUCUUCACACACUCCUUGGGUCUGCCAAGCUCUAACCCGCCUUCGAGAUUGCCCUUCGCCCCUGCAGCUGCACCACCACCGAGAUCGCCAAGUCCAAGCACGUUUCCUCGUCGCCGCCUACAACCUCGCCCUCGUUUCCCCUUCCGAUUUCCAAACUCUGCUGUCCCUUCAAGGCGAUUGCAGUUCCACUGCCCAGCCCGAAGAAGCUGCCCUUUUCCUCCAUUUCCUCAUCUCUUCUCUUUGUCCUCCGCUUCCUUCUCAGAACUCCACCGGAUUUGGGUUUUCCUUGGAACUGACGGCGUCUCUCCUGGCCAAGGACAAGCUCAACGCCUUCGGCUUAAUGGAGCCUUUCUCAGAAGACACACAGAGAUCAGUCAGGGCUUACGGUAUCUAUCCUAAGGCAUGUUUCUUUAACCACGAUUGCCUCCCAAAUGCCUGCAGGUUCGAUUACGUCGACGCAGAUUCUGCAACCCAGCACAACACCGACAUUAUCGUUAGGGUUAUCCAUGAUGUUCCUCAAGGCAGGGAGAUCUGCUUGAGUUAUUUCCCUGUGAACCUCAAGUAUUCCGACAGACAACGCAGGUUGAGGGACGAUUAUGGUUUCACAUGUCAGUGCGAUCGUUGCAAGGUCGAGGCCAAUUGGUCAGACGAGGAAGAUUUGGGGGAUGAUAGUAAUAGUGAUGAGGAAAAGGACGAGGAGUUGAUGGAUGAGGAUCUUGAUGAACACAUGGAUAUGGCGGACUCAGCGACUGAGGAUUGUAGUGUGGUCAAUAGAGACGAUGAUUUCCCUCACGCAUAUUUCUUCCUGAGAUACAUGUGCAAUGGAAACAAUUGCUGGGGCACUUUGGCCCCUCUGCCUCCAUCGGGUGUGACUCCCUCUUCUGCAAUGGAAUGCAAUGUUUGCGGCAACUUGAAGUAUUAUAAAGAGCUGAUGGAUGGUGAUGCGCUGCACCAAUGA
Ilex paraguariensis (yerba mate) is the source of this 1323-nucleotide messenger RNA. The record is from the annotation of a GenBank genome assembly. NCBI's taxonomy places the organism in Eukaryota, Viridiplantae, Streptophyta, Magnoliopsida, Aquifoliales, Aquifoliaceae.